Colletotrichum tamarilloi is the source of this 951-nucleotide messenger RNA. Its product is annotated as guanine nucleotide-binding protein subunit beta-like protein. The record is from RefSeq and is a predicted model, not a curated record. Gene Ontology annotation, biological process: positive regulation of protein phosphorylation; rescue of stalled cytosolic ribosome. Gene Ontology annotation, cellular component: cytosol; nucleus. The transcript is spliced from 5 exons. The coding region runs from base 1 to 951 and encodes 316 amino acids. Lineage: Eukaryota; Fungi; Ascomycota; Sordariomycetes; Glomerellales; Glomerellaceae. Gene Ontology annotation, molecular function: ribosome binding; protein kinase C binding; translation regulator activity.
AUGGCUGAGCAGUUGAUUCUCAAGGGUACCCUCGAGGGCCACAAUGGCUGGGUCACCAGCCUGGCUACCUCCAUGGAGAACCCCAACAUGCUCCUGUCCGCUUCCCGUGACAAGACUCUGAUCAUCUGGAACCUCACCCGUGACGAGUCCCAGUACGGUUACCCCAAGCGCUCCCUCAAGGGCCACUCCCACAUCGUCUCCGACUGCGUUAUCUCCUCGGACGGCGCCUACGCCCUGUCUGCCUCUUGGGACAAGACUCUCCGCCUUUGGGAGCUUGCCACCGGCACCACCACCCGCCGCUUUGUCGGCCACACCAACGACGUUCUGUCUGUCUCCUUCUCCGCCGACAACAGACAAAUCGUUUCUGGCUCCCGCGACCGCACUAUCAAGCUCUGGAACACCCUCGGUGACUGCAAGUACACCAUCUCCGAGAAGGGUCACUCCGAGUGGGUUUCCUGCGUCCGCUUCAGCCCCAACCCCCAGAACCCCGUCAUUGUCUCCUCCGGCUGGGACAAGCUCGUCAAGGUCUGGGAGCUCAGCACCUGCAAGCUGCAGACUGACCACAUCGGCCACACCGGCUACAUCAACACCGUCACCAUCUCCCCCGAUGGAUCCCUCUGCGCCUCCGGUGGCAAGGACGGUACCACCAUGCUUUGGGACCUUAACGAGUCCAAGCACCUCUACUCCCUCAACGCCAACGACGAGAUCCACGCCCUUGUCUUCUCCCCCAACCGCUACUGGCUCUGCGCUGCUACCGCCAGCAGCAUCAUCAUCUUCGACCUUGAGAAGAAGAGCAAGGUUGAUGAGCUCAAGCCCGAGUUCACUGCUGUCGGCAAGAAGAGCCGUGAGCCUGAGUGCGUGAGCUUGGCCUGGUCCGCCGAUGGCCAGACCCUGUUCGCCGGUUACACCGACAACAUCAUCCGUGCCUGGGGUGUCAUGUCGAGAGCAUAA